ACUCUGGGGCACUUGGAGAAGGCCGUGGUUCUCGAGCUCACCUUGAAGCACGUGAAAGCGCUAACCAACCUCAUCGAGCAGCAGCAGCAGAAAAUAAUUGCUUUGCAGAAUGGUUUACAAGCGGGGGAGUAUGCGGGUGACCUGUCAUCAAGAAACCUUGAUUCCAGCCAGGAAAUGUUUCGAUCCGGUUUCCAGAUGUGUGCCAAGGAAAUGCUGCAAUACCUGGCAAAGCACGAGAACGGCAAGGACCUCAAGUCGUCGCAGCUGGUCAGCCAUCUGCACCGAAUGGCCUCCGAGGUGCUCCAGGGCGGAGCCGGCCGCAAGCCCGGGGACCUCCCUCCUCAAAUGGUGGACUUGAAAGAAAAACCCGUCUCCUUGACCAACGCGGCGGAGGGGCACGGGAAAAACUGCGUGCCUGUGAUCCAGAGGACAUUCGCUCACUCCAGCGGGGAGCAGAGCGGCAGCGACACGGACACGGACAGCGGGUACGGGGGAGAGCUGGAGAAAAGUGACUCCAAAUCCGAACAGCAGUAUUUCAAAAAGGAUACCGAACUCAAGUACGCUGUCCAGGAGAGAAUAAGCUCUAUUAAGCAAGAGACUGAGGACCCGCCGGCCAAAAGGAGCAGGCUGGAGUCGCCGGAGGACGAGGGCCCGUUUGGCAGCGACGUGAUGGGCUCUUCCAGCGUGUACCCCAGCCUGCCAGCCUCUGCCGCAGCACUUACGGGGUUCAUGAACCCCGACAAAAUCUCCCCGCCUCUGCUGAUGCCCCAGAGACUCCCUUCUCCCAUACCGGCCCAUUCCCCUAUCGACUCCUCGGCUCUGCUUCAAGCUUUGAAGCAGAUUCCUCCUUUGAACUUGGAAACCAAAGACUAA
Molecule: messenger RNA, 873 nt
Organism: Pelecanus crispus (Dalmatian pelican)
Lineage: Eukaryota; Metazoa; Chordata; Aves; Pelecaniformes; Pelecanidae
Source: RefSeq, a predicted model, not a curated record